Molecule: messenger RNA, 2910 nt
Organism: Penicillium riverlandense
Lineage: Eukaryota; Fungi; Ascomycota; Eurotiomycetes; Eurotiales; Aspergillaceae
Exons: 8
Coding region: 1-2910 (969 amino acids)
Biological process (GO): GPI anchor biosynthetic process; fungal-type cell wall organization
Cellular component (GO): endoplasmic reticulum
Source: RefSeq, a predicted model, not a curated record
AUGGCACCCAGGUACAAGGACGGCGACGCCGUGGUUGCCUUCAACGGCAAAUGGGUGUCCUAUACUCACACGGUCGUCGCGUAUGCCGCUUUCCUCAGCGCCCUAGUCGUCGGCGUGGCCCUGCACUACCACAAGAUCGUCCAAAAUGAACACUACGGCUACCCCGAUGAAUGGUUUCCCUCCGUCUCUGCGACAAUUGGCGAUCGCUACCCCGAGCGGUCUUUCUUCCAGGUCUUCAUUGCAAUGACCUCCGGUCCCCGAUUCGCCCUCGUCUUCCUGUGGUACAUCCUCACUGCGCGCCCGAACUCGACACUCCCCAAGAUCGUGGCGGGCGUGGGGAUCUUCCGGACUCUAACUUGCGGUGGUUGGACAUAUGUCACAUCAACGGAUGAUCACGAUUGGCACGAUAUCUUCAUGAUCUCGUAUCUGGUGGCGACCUUGCCCUGGACGCUUGGCUGUCUCGCGCUCAGUCCGAACAACCGCCGCGCGGUCAAGUACCGCAAGAUCAUGGCCAGCUUGUUCUUCGGGACACUAGUGCCUUUGAUCUACUACUUUAUUCAGCACAAGGUUCACAAAGUUCCUGGUGCCUACACCAAAUAUGCUUUCUUCGAAUGGUCUCUCAUUCUGUUCGAUGUGGGCUUUGACGCCGUCACGGCACUCGACUUCGAGGGCUUCGAGCUUGUGGUGAGGGACAUCAAGGGAAUCAGCAGAGGUGCCACAAAGGGUUACGUUGGUUAUAAGAGUCUCUGUCUAAAUUUUCUUGCAAUCAGGCAGUUGAAGACGACUGCGGACGCUGUUCUUGAGAAAGAGAAGGGCAAGUCCGUGGGCAACACCUUCGGCGAGGGUUUCUUCUGGACUGAAAUCAUUGACGCUGCGUCGGAUGUCUACAACGGGUUCGUCUUCUGGACUAUCGUGACUGCUCUCCCAGUUCUCGUGUGGUAUUUCCCUCUCUGGCACAUGGGCAUUUCGGGCUACGAAGUUGCGAUUGUUGCUGUUUUGUCUCCCAUCCUUUUUGCCAUCCCAGGCGUCAAAUAUGCCGCGACCAAAAACCUUCGACUGCUUCAUCUUCUUUCACUGCUGGGUCUCCUUGCCUAUAGAUUCCAAGACCCCGCCAACCGUCUGUUCGUGACUAGCUUCGCUCUCUCCACCACCUGUGUCGCGUGGACCACCAGCUGGUUCUCCGAGCGGGGAAACACUCCGCGCCUGGAGACUCGCAUCUUGGCCUGGGGGAUUGGUUUGAUCAUGUCCUCCAUUGCCAAGUUUGCCUGCCGGACCAACAACCCUCUCUGGCCCAUUGUGCAUGCCGAAAAUGGCGGCUGGAACAAGCUCGGUCUCGCGCUUGCCGUGUUCGCUGUCCUCCGGUCUCAGCGACGUUCGCUUACCAGUGGCAACGACUUCCUGCCAUCGAGCGGCAAGAAGGGCUCCGCGAUCCUGGCCGGUUUCGGUUUUGGUGGACUUUUCUUUGCCAUGGUCUCUCUUUUGACUGAUUCUAGCACCAUGAUCUCCUGGGUCUGGGAUGGCUAUCCUGUUCGUGGUCCCAUUGCGGUGCCGCACGGUGCGCUGACCAUCUUCGCCAUGGGUGCUGGUCUCAUCUAUGGUACCUUCCACCCCGCCGCGGCUGGAAGCUGGACUGCCUUUGGAAUUGGCUCCCUUGGCGCUACUUUCCUCACUUGCUUCCACCACUGGAGCGGAUUUUACGGUGCCCUGACUUUCGCCUUUUAUAUCAUGGCUGUUGCCCCGGUUAUGGUCUCUUCCGCCGUCAAACACUCUCCUGCAACCACCUUCGGUAUUGGUUUCUUUGUCUAUGUCUUCAUGCUUCUCUUCCACGUCUGGGUUGUCGCCUAUGCCUUCGUGCCGGGUGGUCCUCUGGUCCGAGAGCACACCGACUGGGUUAUGAUCACGACCAUGCUUUGCAUCGGCGCAGGUGUCUUCUCAGCGGCGAUCUCGAACUCGUCGCGCACCCGCGCCAAAAAGCCAAUCAGCCCUAACAGCAAGCGCGCGCGGUCGUACUACAUCUAUGUUCUCGCCGCCUUGCAACUGCUUUCCGUCUCGGUGGCCUACCUGCGCUUCCCAACCAAUGACUACAAGCCGUAUCACGCCGAGGACAAGGUGGCGACCAUGGGUAUCUGGACCGUCCAUUUCGGCCUGGAUAACGACAUGUGGUCCUCUGAGGGCCGCAUGCGCCAGGUCAUCGAAGAGCUCGAGAUCGACGUCAUCGGUCUCCUAGAGUCGGACAACCAGCGUAUCAUCAUGGGCAACAAGGAUGUCACGCAGUCCCUGGCCGAAGACCUCGGCAUGUACGCUGAUUUCGGCCCGGGCCCAAACAAGCACACCUGGGGCGCCGCCCUGCUCUCCAAGUUCCCAAUCGUCAACUCAACCCACCACCUCCUCCCCUCGCCCGUGGGCGAGCUGGCCCCAGCCAUCCAUGCUACGCUCGACAUGUACGGCGAGAUGAUCGACGUGGUCGUCUUCCACUCCGGCCAGGAAGAGGACCCCGAGGAUCGUCGUCUUCAGUCUGAGUACCUCUCCAACCUGAUGGGCUCGUCGCCGCGCCCAUUGGUUCUGUUGAGUUACCUAGUCACCCGGCCCUUGGAAGGCAACUACAACACAUACGUGAGCGAGCGGAGCGGUAUGAAGGAUAUCGAUUCCUCCGACUGGGAUAGGUGGUGCGAAUAUGUUCUCUACAAGAACCUCAAACGCACGGGCUAUGCCCGCAUCAGCCGCGACUCUAUCACAGACACGGAAAUUCAGGUCGGCAAAUUCGUCAUCGGCGAACCCGAGCCAGAGAACGACGUACGUAUCCUCGAAUCUGACGUCCCCGUCGGCCGGAGAUUCCCUGCCCUGUUCCACGGCGAGGGUGUGCGCGGACACCGGUACCAUGUCUUUGAUGAACCCAGGUACUGGCUGUAA